Capsicum annuum is the source of this 684-nucleotide messenger RNA. Its product is annotated as serine/threonine-protein phosphatase PP2A-4 catalytic subunit-like. Gene Ontology annotation, molecular function: protein serine/threonine phosphatase activity; nucleic acid binding. Gene Ontology annotation, cellular component: cytosol. NCBI's taxonomy places the organism in Eukaryota, Viridiplantae, Streptophyta, Magnoliopsida, Solanales, Solanaceae. Bases 1 to 684 code for a protein of 227 amino acids. The record is from RefSeq and is a predicted model, not a curated record. The transcript has 10 exons. Gene Ontology annotation, biological process: mitotic cell cycle; peptidyl-serine dephosphorylation.
AUGUUACGCCGCCGGUGUUUGCUUUGCCGAAGCCGACCCAGUCACGUCAAAAGUGACGUUGAGAAGGCACGUUGUUUGUUUGUGAACGUUUUUGUCUCCAAAAGAAUUUCAAUAAAACCACCAACAUAUGAGAAAACAACGAAGAUCUUAAUGGAUGAAAGCAACGUGCAGCAAGGGAGGAAGGAGCCUGUGAAAAGCCCUGUGACUAUGACUAUAUGUGGUGAUAUUCACGACCAAUUCCAUAAUCUUGUUGAGCUUUUUCGUAUUGGUGGGAAGUGUUCUGACACUAAUUAUCUAUUUAUGGAAGAUUAUGUAGCUUGUGGAUACUAUUUCGUGGAAACAGUAUCGCCGUUGGAAGGUGGGCUGGCUAGAAAACUUCCAGAUACUGAAGCACGGGAAAGUAAAGCCAUAGUGUUGUAUAUUGGAAGGAUCCUACAUGGAUUUUAUAAGAAUGAAAUGGAAGGUUUACAUUUCUCACAUUGUAUAGGAAAAUCAAAGCAUUUUGUCUUCAUAGAAUUUGAGUCCCCUGAGGUUUCUAAAGUGGUUGCGAACACUAUGCAUAACUAUUUAUUAUUUGAUCAGUUUUUAUAUGGUAAUGCCAUUAUGUGGAAGACUUUCACAGAUCUGUUUGACUACUUUCCUCUCACAACUUCGAAAAUGAAUUUUGUUAUUGAUACCGCUUAA